Cornus florida is the source of this 1140-nucleotide messenger RNA. RefSeq names its product pentatricopeptide repeat-containing protein At5g27110-like. Gene Ontology annotation, molecular function: protein binding; RNA binding; oxidoreductase activity, acting on the CH-CH group of donors. The record is from RefSeq and is a predicted model, not a curated record. The transcript is spliced from 3 exons. Gene Ontology annotation, biological process: RNA modification. The coding region runs from base 1 to 1140 and encodes 379 amino acids. Lineage: Eukaryota; Viridiplantae; Streptophyta; Magnoliopsida; Cornales; Cornaceae.
AUGAUUUCUGGAUAUGUGUCAGUAGGUUGUUACUUUGAGGCUCUUGGCAUCUUCAUUGGCAUGAAACAAGCUGGCAUAAAACCAGAUGCCAUCACAUUCACUAGUAUCUUAGCACCUUGUUCACAACUAGCAGCCUUAGAACAGGGUAAGGAGAUUCACAAGUGUAUCACUGAAAGUAAGUUGGAACCCAAUGAAAUAGUUAUGGGGGCUCUCCUGGACAUUGAUGCUAAAUGUGGUGCUGUGGAUGAAGCUCUUAGUGCGUUUAAUCAAUUACCAGAGAGAGACAUUGUGUCGUGGACUUCAAUGAUCAUGGCUUAUGGGUCUCAUGGCCAAGCUUUUGAAGCUUUGAAACUUUUCAAUAAACUGCAAAGAUCCAAUAUGAAACUUGACAGAAUUACAUUUCUUGCGGUAAUGUCUGCAUGUAGCCAUGCAGGAUUAGUUGAUGAGGGCUUUUAUUAUUUUAAUUUAAUGACUACUGAUUAUGGAAUCAAACCUACAAUUGAAGACUACUCAUGCUUGAUGGAUCUUCUUGGACGUGCUGGGAGACUGCAUGAAGCAUAUGAGAUUCUCCAAAAAAACCCAGACAUUAAAGAGAAUGGUGAAUUGUUAAGCACAUUAUUUUCUGCUUGCCAUAUGCAUGGGGAAUCGGAAUUAGGGGGGGAAAUUGCAAGAUUUCUUAUUGAGAAGGAUCCUGAUGAUCCAUCAUCUUACAUAAUUCUAGCUAACAUGUAUGCUUCCAUGAAGAAAUGGGAUGACGCGCGCAAAGUGAGAUUGAAGAUGAAAGACCUUGGAUUGAAAAAGAACCCUGGGUGUAGCUGGAUUGAAGUUAACAAGAGGAUUCGAACUUUUCUUGUGGAAGAUAAAUCACACCCAGAAGCAGAGAUGCAUGCGGCAUGCACUAUAGCUUUUUCACAGCCCCAUAUAAUUGGAAAGAAUCAAGGGGUCCAUGCUUUUAUAGUCCAGAUCAGAGAUACAAAUGGCGACGUCUGUCCAACCAUACCUAUAGCUGAUUGUGUUCAUAAGAUUGGCUUAAAUGGUGUUGACAAUGGUCAAAUCUGUCGCUUGGGAUUGCUGGAGCUUAUUGCUGGGCUUAUUUGGGGUGUUGUGGGUUAUGCUUCACUCAUCGCAAGGACUGAUUGA